UCCGUCUUCCAGCUCUACAGCACCUCCGGCGCCGGCAAGAACCUCACCACGCUGGGCAUCUUCGGGGCGGCCACCAACAAGGUCAUCUGCUCCUCGCCCCUCUGCCCGGCCUACCGCAAGGAGGUGGUGGGCAUGGUGGACGACCGUGUGUGCAAGAAGUGUCCCCCACAGCGCCUCAGCCGCUUCCAGGAGGAAUGUCACAAGUAUCACACGCUCGUCAUCAAGGGCGUCCGCGUUUUCGACCUGGCUGUCCUCGCCCCGCUUAUGCGCGACCCGACCCUGGACCUCAAAGUCAUCCACUUGGUGCGGGACCCCCGGGCGGUGGCCAGCUCCCGCAUCAAGUCGCGGCAUGGCCUGAUCCGGGAGAGCCUGCAGGUGGUGAGGAGCUUCCUUGAUGCUGGCCACAAGCUGGGCGGAAAGAAGGAGGGAGGGGGCGGCUCGGACUACCAUGCCCUGGGUGCCAUGGAGGUCAUCUGCAGCAGCAUGGCCAAGACCCUGCAGACUGCUUUGCACCCCCCUGACUGGCUCCAGGGCAAAUACAUGGCUGUGCGCUACGAGGACCUGGUGGUGGAGCCCAUCAAGACCCUGCGGCAGGUGUACGGCUUCGUCAACCUGGCGGUCAGCCCGGAGAUGGAGAAGUUUGCCCUCAACAUGACCAGUGGCCCUGGCUACUCCUCCAAGCCCUUCGUGGUGUCGGCCAGGAACGCCACCCAGGCGCUGAGCGCCUGGAGGACUGCGCUUAGCUACCAGCAGAUCAAACAGGUCGAGGAGUACUGCCACCAGCCCAUGGCUGUGCUGGGCUACGAGAGGGUGGGCAGCCCUGAAGAAGUGAAGGACCUCAGCAGAACGUUACUUAGGAAGCCACGGCUGUGACAGGGCAGCGGCCGGC
Molecule: messenger RNA, 889 nt
Organism: Merops nubicus (carmine bee-eater)
Lineage: Eukaryota; Metazoa; Chordata; Aves; Coraciiformes; Meropidae
Gene: CHST2
Product: carbohydrate (N-acetylglucosamine-6-O) sulfotransferase 2
Exons: 2
Biological process (GO): N-acetylglucosamine metabolic process; sulfur compound metabolic process
Molecular function (GO): N-acetylglucosamine 6-O-sulfotransferase activity
Source: RefSeq, a predicted model, not a curated record